Messenger RNA from Asterias rubens (European starfish), 7572 nucleotides. Its product is annotated as centrosomal protein of 290 kDa-like. The coding region runs from base 109 to 7572 and encodes 2487 amino acids. Lineage: Eukaryota; Metazoa; Echinodermata; Asteroidea; Forcipulatida; Asteriidae. The transcript is spliced from 51 exons. The record is from RefSeq and is a predicted model, not a curated record.
GCCAUAUUUUCCAAAAAAUAAAAAUGACAUAAUUUCGAAGUUCAGUUUCAAGCCCGCAUCUGAAAACUACAGAAACUGUAACGUAAAGAAGGAAGGACAGUGUUCACCAUGGCGCCCCUUGACUGGGAUCACAUCAUGGGGUUGAACGCCAAGGGACUGUCCGAGGAGGACGCUGAGGAGGUGUACGGCAUCCUCACAGAAGCUGCUCCCGCUGCCUCAGAGUCAGCAGAUCACCUUCUCCAAUUAUUUGAUGUCGCUCGUUCCGUGAUGCAGCUGAAGAAUGAGCAGGCCAAGGUUGCGUUUGAGGAGCUGGAGAACUUGGCCCAGAACCAAGGCAAAGAAGGAGUCCGCAACGAGCAAGCUCUACUUGAUCAGAUCAGAGAUCUUGAGGAGGAGAACAAGAGAUUGCAGCGUCUGGGAGCAAGUUCCGGGUCUCGAGACAUCCGAACUUUGCAGAACGAGAUCCAUGAGCUGAGUCAACAAUCGGAUCUCCUCCAGAGAGAGCUGAAAGAGAAGGACAGAGAGCUGAUUAAGGAACGGAGAGAUGGCGAAAGGUUUGCAUCCAGAGCUGAGGAAGCAGAACGGGAGAUCAGGGAGCUCAAACGUGAUAAUGACAUGUUACGAACAGAUCUCCGAGAUUACCAACGUCAGAUGGAAUCACAGCGGGAGAGCAUGCUCCAACGACGAGGUGAUGACGUCGAGUUUCAGGACAAACUACGAGGAAAGAACAGAGAACUCAACGAUCAGCUUGAAGAAAUCCAGAAUCUGACGGAAGCCAAUGAGAAGCUCCAGGAGCAGUGUGCUGAGAUGACGGCCAAGCUGGGGACAGCAGCUACAGACAUGGACGGCAUGGCCGGGGCUCAUGCUAAGCUGAAACUAGUCCUGCAACAGACGGAUACCGUCACUCAGAAUCUGGACAAAGAAAACGAGAUCUUGAAGGAACAGAUCCAAGAUUUGACGGACCAGCUACGAGGCAAGUCAGGUGUAGAUGAUGACAUCAUGGAGGCUCUGAAUAAGAAAGUGGAAGAGUGGAAGAAUUUACUUUCUGAGAAGGAUGAAAAGAUUGAAGAAGUGAUAAGUGAAAACAGACAUCUUAAGGAGAUGCUGACUGCAGCUCAGAUGGACACCGAUAAAACAUCAGUGGUUGCACUCUCAAAGGCAUUAGAAGACAAAGAUAAGCAGCUGGAUUCCUUGAAGAAACAGUUAGAGAUAUCAGCAGAUGAAAUGGCUGAACUGACCAACCAACUGGAGGAUCUUAAAAAGGAUGCAACACAGGGUGGUGCGCCACUUGUCAGACUUCAAAACACGAUCCGUGAUCUUCGGUCGACGAUUAAGGAUCAAGAGAAAGAGACCAAAUAUGCGGAGGAUGGGAUGGAGCAGGCUGACGCUGACGCUAGAGAGAAGGACAAACAACUGACCGAAGCUCUGACCCGAAUGAGCGAAUAUGAAGCGGGCGAAUAUGGUCUUGUUGAGGCUGUGCAAGAGAUUAAAGAGUGCAAGAAACAUAUCACAGUCAGAGACCGCAACAUCGAAGACCUAACCCAGAAUGUCAACAAGCUUGAGAUGGCACUGAACGAUCUAUUAGAAGAGAAUGAAGAGUUGAGGGGGAGACUAGGUCUUGACCCAAAAGAAGCUCUCGACCUCGGUCAGAUCAGACUGACGAAAGCAUUACAGCACCAGCAGGAUAGGGCACUCAAUCAGGUCCUAAGCCAGGAGUUGGAGCGACUCGAAGCUGAGCGAUUGGACCUGAAGAAACAAGUGCGUCUUCUGGCCCAGCAGAGAGCUCAGCGAGCAGUAGCACUCGGGUUGUCGGCAGAUGACAUGGUUGCCAUCGAGGAGUUUACUGAGGGACUCAAGGUCAAGAAGAAGUCUGGCGGGAUCGGUCUGGGGGACACGUUGACACAGUUUGUGAAGGGUGAACAACGGAUUGCUCCUUCGGAUUCUCUCAGGCUUAAGGCUAACCAGCUAGAGAGAGAGCUCGUCAAGGCAGACCAGACGACGGAACGUAACCGCAACCGAGUCGCUGAGAUCGAAGCUCGGAACCGCCAACUGAUGGAUGAGAACGCACAAUUGGAACUAAGCAUUAAAGGAAUCCUUGCAGCCCUGAAGGAGCAAAAUGAGCAAGGUGGUUCAACAGAUCUUCAGAUACCGAACCUUGAAAGGCUGGUUGUGCUUCUUGAAACUAAGACCUCAGGUGGAAACUACGAUGCGAAUGUUGUAAUGAAAGCUCAGCUGGAUCAGCUGACUGGACGUAAUGAAGAGUUGAGACGAGAGCUACGACAGACUAGGAACGAGAGCGAGAAAGGGGGCAUUAAUCUGGACAGGGCCAAUAACAAGAUUACCAGACUAGAGCAGGAUCUGCAGGCAUUAAGGGAAGCGGGUCAGGGUGCCAUUACACUUCAUCACAUGCAGCUACCUCAAGGCAUGGCUGUAUCUAGUGCAGAGGUUAUUAGCUCCCUCAAUGAGCAACUCAUACAUGCACUACAGGAACUCUCCAAUAAAGAGACACAGUUGACUCACUGCGAGUCGUCCCUCGUUGUCUACCGUCGUCGUUUCGCCGUCCUACGCCACCAGCAGGGUCUACUCUACCAGGAAUACAAGGAAAAACAGGAAGACUGGGAAGGGCAGGCUGAAACAUGGGACAAAGCAAAGCACAAGUUUGUAGACCAGAUAGAACAGCAGGAGGCCAAAGUUCAAGAAUUCAAUAGGUUGUUGGACACAUUGCAGCAGAGUGGAGAUGAGCCCCAGCGUAGAAUGGCUGAAGCUACCAGGAAGAUCACCGUACUCAGGGUGAAUGAGAGAGCCCUCACGAGGCGAUUUACGGCCAGUCAAGAAGUGGAAGGAACUCUCAGAAAGGAAGUGAACAAGCUUCGGAAUGAGAUGGUUCAAAUGGAGACAGCAAUCACAGAGAGACUUGGGUACCUCCAAAGACAUAAGGAAGCUUCUCAAUUCAAGAUAGCAGCUCUUCAGCGAGCAUUAGACGAGAGCGUCCCAUCGGCUGAACUAGACUCCUCCAAUCGUCAAUACAAUGAGCUAGCAGCCAAGUAUAGAGACCUCCUACAAACAGAUAAUAAACUAGUGGCUAGGAAUACUCACAUCGACCAACUAGAGUCGGAGAACAAACGUCUUGAAGAGGACGUUGACACCAUGAAGAGAGAAUUGUCAACAGAGAAAGAGAAAUUACACACGCUGGAGCUGGCUGUGGAAAACCUCGGCAAGAUCGGAGAGGGCGUCAGCAAAAGAUCUACAGUGGGUACCAGUGAGCAUCUAUCUCUUGCUAAACGUCUGACUACCAUGGAGAUGAAGGAACUGAACGAACGACAGCGAGCAGAGCACGCUGUGAGAAUCCAAGACCAGCUUCGUAAGACCGUCGUCGAGAUGGAGAACAGGAACAUGGAACUGGAGCAGAAGUUUGCUGAGCUAACCAGACUAAAUUUAGAAGCUCAAAGGACGGAGCAGGAGUUGCGAGACGAAUUGACGACGUGCGUUACUAAGGCAGCCAGCGAUGUGGAUAAGAGACGUAUCGUCGAGUUGGAGAGAUCAGAGACGACGUUACGACUCGAGAGUGAAAAAUUAAAGGAAAUGGUUGACGUUGCGUCAUUUCAGACCAAGGCUUUGGAAUCGAGACAAGUGUCCAGAGAGAAGGAAGUUCUAUCACUACGGCAACAACUGAUUGAUAUUCAGACGCAGAGUGAUGAAAAGGCAAUCAUAGGAAAGCUCCAUCAUCACAUAGUAGCCCUUCAAGUGAGUGAAGGAACGGCUGUCCGCAAACUGGAGGCGGCCAAUGCCAAGAUAAAAAAACUAGAAGCCCAGAUUCUAAGACUUCAGCGCCAUCUGGAUGAACGAGCCCAGAGUCUGUAUCACUGCCAGGUAGACGCCCGCAACAAGGCCAGGCAUCUUAAGAGGACUAUUCAGGAACUCAGGCGUCAGUUUAGUGGAGCUAUACCGCUAGCAGAUCAGGAGAAAUUCUCCAAAGCCAUGCUUCAACUGAAGACGGACAAAGAACACAUGCAGAGUGAAGUCAAAGUGUUGAAAUACGAGCGAGAGAAAGUGUCUGACCAGCUGGCAGAGUUGGAGAUGAAACACCAGGGACUUCAGGAGUUAAUGGAGACCCUUCAAGAUGGUAAAGGAGCUGCUAAGGUUGCUGAAUGGCACGCUAAGAUGCAAGACACCAGACUGCAACAUCUUAAACUGUCUAGACAGAUAGGACGACUUCAGGAACAGACUAAGUUUCUUGACAGUCUGUCGGCCAAGCAUGAGAUGACCAUCACAUACCUGGAGCAGGACAACGUGCGGAUCACGAGGGAGUCCGAGGAAAGACAGUUACUAUGGGAACAGCGGGAGGUGGAACUAGAGAGAAUGAUUGACAGCUUAGAGAGGCAGCAGAAGGAGAUGGCUAAUGCUGCAUUAAGGUUUGAGGAGGCUACUGGCUCGUUACCUGAUCCUAGUUUACCGAUCUCCAGUCAGCUAGAGCAUGCAAUCCGCUCUAUCAAGAAUCAUAUCAAGACUAUACUGGACGUCAGAGCAGAGAAUAAGACACUACAGAAGAAACUCUCGGACACCUCGAUCCUCCUGAAGGAGGCAGAAGACAACCUCCUCCAGAGAGAUAAGAUUAUCAACGAGCUUCGACUCCGCCUCCCAGCCUCCUCAGAGCGAGAUGAGAUCAUCAAGGAUGGAAUGGCGCAAGGGGUUCGCUUUAAGGCCCUGGAAGAAACCUGCGAGCAUAAACAGGCUCUCAGGGUGGCUCAGACACAGAUAGAAGGCUUGCAGACACGCUUACAAAAGAAAGAGGAAGCCUUGCAGAAAUAUGUGGAACUACUGGAUGAAGCAAGACAGGAGUCGGCUGGGGAACACAAGAAACAUCUUGAAGAGAUCAACAAUCUGCACUUGAAGCUCCACGGCCAAUCAGACGCUGCCUUCAAUAAGUUUAAGAAAGCUGCUCAGACCCUUGUGAACCAGCCAGGAGCACCUGUUCCCACCAAUAAGCAACUCGCUCGGCUGCAGGAACUUGAAGAUCUUCUCGCUGAGCAAGAUAACUCCCUCUCAGCGAUGUCGAUCAGGUUGAAAGGAGCCAACACUGAGACCAGCAAGUGGAAGGAGGUGCUGGAGCGGAAAGUACGAGAGAAUAAGGCUACCACAGCUAGGCUGAAGGGUGAACAUAAUGCAGAAGUGACACGCCUUGAGGGUGAAAUCAGCGGACUGAAGAAUGUCAUACAAGAAAAAGAAGACGAGAUUAAAAGUUUGCAAUCAGAGCUUGACUCGCAGAAAGAGGCCAAUGCGAGGGCGCCAACAACCACAAUGAAGUCUCUCGUAGAGAGACUCAGACACGACUUGGCUCUCAAAGAAAAACAACACAAGUCUCUGAGUCAGGCGUUACUUAAGCUAAGAGCUGACAUGGUAGAGACGGCACAGCAGAAUGUGAAGUCUAAUGCUGAUGAUCAAGAACAACAGAUCAAUGUGCAGAGACUGCUGGAGAAGGAGACUAAACAUAUCAGGGAGCAGUUGGAGGAGGCUCGGAGCAAGUUCGACAGCGCCAAGAAAGACUUGAAGAAACACAGAGCUCAGUCGUCCUCUCUGAACAGAGAAAUUCAAGAACACAAACGGGAUUUUGACGCCAAAUCAUCAGCACUCCAGAAACUGCAGGAAGAACACAAGAAGCUGCAGCAGAAGAUGGAUGUACAGAUGAGAGGUCAAAAGCAUGCUGAUGAACCCGAAAAAGGGCCGUCGUCAGAAACCGACAAACUCAAGAGACAUAUACAAGCACUAGAGGAACAACUCCAACAAACGAAGGGGUCAGAUGUCAAAGGGGUGACCUCUGACCCAAAGAAAGAACAGUCUGUCGUUGAGGUGGCCAAAUGGGAGGAAGGCAAGAAGUGGGAGAAGAGAGUUGAGAGUCUGAAGUCCAAGCUGAAGGAUAAAGAUAAAGAACUUGAGCAGUUACUGAAGAGCAAUAAGAUGAUGAAAGAGGCUCUGAAUCGGACAGAGAGGGUCAAAGCCACGACGUCAACCAAACUUGAAUCCACUAGGAAGACGCUGACCUCUGACCCUGCUGUUGAGGAGCUGAGGAAUCGAAACUAUGAACUGGAAGAAGAGGUGGCAUCAAUGAAGCGCAAGCAAGCCUUGGGUCAAAGUUCACUGAUGGAGGAAGUUCAGACGAGAAAUCGACAGCUGACGGAGAAGCUAGACUUGAUGGAGAGACAGAUGGCAAAACGAUUGGCUAAGAGUGUUGAGCCUGGAAGUGAACCGAGCAUCGGGGCAGCUUCCCGACCAGAAAAAGAAGAAGCCCUCCAGCGUCAGAUCCUAGAGCUCUCCCAGGAGAAUCUGGAGCUCCGAUUUGACUUUGAGAAUGCUAACAGAGACGUCCCUAGACUCAAGCAACGCAUUGAAGAUCUACAGAGCUACAACGAGGCGCUAAAGGCCGACCUAGAGCAAGAGAGAGGUCAUAGAGCAAAGAGUCGGCUAGCCUCGACGACUGGAUCUACUUCAAGUCUCAGGAAGUCCCAUGGUACAAGCGGCAAGACAGUUCCUGAGCUUGAAAGGACCGUAGGGUUGAUGAAGAAGGUUGUUGAGCGUGUACAGAAGGAGAACGAAGACUUGAAGAAGGCUCCAGGGGUAACCUUACAGACAGAGAUUCAUGGACUCCGAGAAGAAAACCAAAACUUAAAGACUGAACUCAACAAAAUCAAGCACCAAGUCGGAGGUCAACUAAGCACUCGUUACGAAAGCACCCAGAAGGGUGUCGCUAAGGCUGUUGCCGAGAACAACAGACUGAGACAAGAUUUGAGAAAAGAGGUUGAGUCCGUUGAGAAACUGAGGGUCAGUCACAGCCAGAUGAGCCUGGAUAAGGAGAGGUUACAGCGUCAACUUGAAGAGAGCCACGAGAAACUUCAGAUCGAGCAAGCCAGGGGACCUAGACUUGAAGGAGCCGACAGUAAGAGCUGGAAAUCCAUUGUGGUGACAAGAAUGUACGAGGAGAAGCUGAGGAAUACAGAGCAGGAGAUGGAGAAGAAGAAUUCCACAAUUCAAGAUAUGAAACAGUUGUUGAGAGACUCUGCCCACAGGGAGCAGGGUCUGAUGCAGCAGGUUGGGGAGCUGAGGGAGAAGGUGGCCAUCUUAGAGAGGUUUCCAACAGAUGCGUUGACCUCUGACACGGAACUAGUCAGAGAGCUUCAGCAGACCAGAUUGACCUUGAAUCGUCUUGAGAAUGAGAAAGCUGAACUACUGAAUGAACUCAAAUUGUUUCGUCUGCAGGGAGGUCAACCAGGGGAAGGUGCAGGCGGCAAAGAUGAUUUCCUGACAGAAAGACUCCACAACUACAAUAAACUGAUGGAAGAGAAUGUGGACAUCAGAACGGAUUUCAAAUCCCUCCAACUUGAACAAGAGCGAUUAAAACGGGAUAACGAAAAGCUUCGUAAAGAGCUGGAGCAGUUUGACCCAGCAUUCUUUGAAGAAAUUGAAGAUCUCAAGUUCAACUAUAGAGAAUCUGUUCAACUCAAUGUGCAGUACGAAGAACAGCUACGCAAAUUCUCCCAACAGUUUGGAGUUUCAGUCAACAUUCCUCCUGCGAGGUGA